Messenger RNA from Dracunculus medinensis (Guinea worm), 846 nucleotides. Lineage: Eukaryota; Metazoa; Nematoda; Chromadorea; Rhabditida; Dracunculidae. The record is from the annotation of a GenBank genome assembly.
AUGUCAGCAAGUCGUAUAUUCGUCGUUACUGGCGCAAAUAAAGGAAUCGGUUAUGCAAUAGUGAAAGGUUUGGCGCAACAACUGUCGAAUGGAGUGAUUUAUUUAACGUCGCGAAAUGAGAAACUUGGAAAGGAAUCAUUUGCGAAAAUUGUCUCUGAAUUAGACGACAAAAAAAAGCACAAAAUCCGUUAUCACCAACUUGAUAUCACUGAUCGUAAGAGCAUUGAUAAUUUUGCAGUUUAUUUAAAAAAAGAACACGACGGUUUCGAUGUUCUUAUUAACAAUGCUGGAUUUGCAUUCAAAAAUGACGCUAGUGAACCAGCCGAAUUACAAGCUCGAACUACAAUUGGUAUCAAUUAUUAUGGUACAAAAAAAGUUUGUGAUAUACUAUUCCCACUAAUUCGAAGUGGAGGGAGAGUGGUGAAUGUAUGUAGUCAAAUGGGUAUUCUUGAUCAUCGUUAUAGUGAUGAAGUAAUCAGAAGGUUUACAGCUCCAAACCUUACAACAGCCGACAUUGACAACAUUAUCAAAGAUUAUGAGCAAGCUUGCAUUCAUAAUAAUCGUUGCGAGAAAGGUUUUCCAAAAUUUGCUUAUUCCUUCUCGAAAACAGCCUUAAUUGCGUUAACGUUUAUUCAAGCAAAGGAAUUGGCUGCAAGGAAUAUUAUUGUGAAUGCUUGUUGUCCUGGUUAUGUUAAAACUGAUAUGACAAGUCAUAAAGGUACAUUAACGAUAGAAGAAGGUGCUGUAACACCGAUCUAUCUGGCUACACUUCAAGAAAAUGAACCAAAUGGUGAAUUUAUUUAUUUAUGUAAACCAAUUAACUGGGUUAGCAAACGUCCUCAGUGA